This is a messenger RNA of Bombyx mandarina (wild silkworm), 1613 nucleotides long. RefSeq names its product MOB kinase activator-like 1 (gene mats). NCBI's taxonomy places the organism in Eukaryota, Metazoa, Arthropoda, Insecta, Lepidoptera, Bombycidae. The record is from RefSeq and is a predicted model, not a curated record.
GUGAAUUGAAAUAUUCUUUGUAAUAAAAUAACCUAUCUAUAUAAAUUGGUGCUAAAUUUGUGAUUAAUUUAUUGUUUAGAUAAGGAAGGAAAUACAAAACGGUCAAAAUGAGCUUCCUAUUUGGUAGUCGCUCAAACAAAACUUUCAAACCAAAGAAGAAUAUUCCUGAGGGCACCCAUCAGUACGAUUUGAUGAGGCACGCAGCAGCCACACUUGGUUCCGGGAACUUGCGCCUCGCUGUUAUGUUACCCGAAGGGGAGGACCUCAAUGAGUGGGUUGCCGUGAACACUGUGGAUUUCUUCAAUCAGAUCAACAUGUUAUAUGGGACCAUAACAGAAUUCUGCACAGAGGAGUCAUGUGCUGUCAUGUCUGCCGGACCAAAAUAUGAAUACCAUUGGGCUGACGGACACACAGUGAAGAAACCUAUCAAGUGUUCAGCCCCAAAGUAUAUAGAUUAUUUGAUGACGUGGGCACAGGAUCAGCUUGAUGACGAAACUCUGUUCCCUUCGAAAAUUGGUGUGCCAUUCCCGAAGAGUUUCCUACUGAUGGCAAAAACUAUAUUGAAGCGUUUGUUCCGCGUGUACGCGCACAUCUACCACCAGCACUUCCCGGAGGUGGUCCAGCUGGGGGAAGAGGCUCACCUCAAUACGUCAUUCAAACAUUUUAUAUUCUUUGUACAGGAGUUUAAUCUGAUCGAGCGCAAAGAGUUAGCGCCCUUACAGGAGCUCAUCGACAAACUGACAGCGAAGGACGCGCGAUGAGCGUCGCCCGCCAUCCAACACACCCGGCCUAACCUACUCAGGUUGUAAAGAUAUUUUUGUACUAUCUAGUCGGCCUUGAUAAUAAUAUUGACAACACACAGAUCUGUAAAUCAAUUUUUUUUUUAUAUUAGUGUGUGAUAUAUUCAUAAUUUUUAAGCAUAAACUAAUGAAGUAUUUUUUUUGUCAUCGGCCGAUAAUUUAAGUUAUUCUUAAAUUUAAUUAUAAUGUAGUUUGAUUUUAAUUAUUAGUCUUAUUGUAUGUAAGCUCCAACAGAUUCAAGUUAUAUAUUUGACCCUCCGGAGAGACCUCCGGUCCAGAGAUACUGUCAGCCCACGAAACAAAUUUAACUUUUCUAAUAGCACUAUCAUUGAAUCAAUGUAAAUAUUUUUAUAAUUUAUUUUCUAAUUAACAUACUGAAUCUUCGGAAUAAACAAAAAAAUUGAGAUCUGUCGUUGUGCAUGCAUCACACAGAAACUUCUAUGUACAGAUAUCAAACGCUUAGUGCUUAUUUAGAAAACAAAAAAACGAAUUCAUUUAUUUAUUUAUUUUAUUUAAUAUAUUUUGUACGCACAGCUGUUAGAAAAAACACGACAAUAAGGAAACAGAGUACAAGGGCAUUCAAUUAAAUUUAUUAAAGUUUUUAGAAACGGUGCUCUCGCGGCUGUCCUGAAUAGAUGGCGUUCGUAGCUUUCUGAAUCGCGCUGUGCUUAUGUUUUAAUAAAUGAGGCCGUCAGCUCAGAAGUGGCCUAAGCUGUUAGUAUGGCGGCAAUUAGGUUUGAAUUUUCAUGAAUUUGAAUUUGAGUAGGCAUAAAAACAAUACACGCAAAAUUAAUGUUUAAAAAGCUAUCUGUU